CUUUGAGAUCGCCAGGAUUAAUUCGCACUGCGCCUGGCUCCUGGGCAGAAUUACUAAAUAAAACAACACUACAGGGAACAUUUCCAAAAAAUAAGGCUCAAAUUCAAAUUCAUAAAACAGCCAAAAUGGGCCCUGGAAUUCUUGUAGCCCUGAUGUUCUCCCUUGGAACAGGCACCGCCACUGCAGAUCCACAAUUUGGCGGAUUUGGCGCUCCUUCGAUCCCAUCCGUUCCCCUUUCAAAGGCCGCUUCCUCCAUGCCAGUAGCUGGAGAUGUUAUGGAUUACACGAACCAGCUCAAAGAUCUCGUCACCCUGAUCACCGUGGCGCUCACAGAUAUGGGAGACAUCGCCAAAUCUGACAAUGCCGAAGUUGGUGGCAAAAUCGUGGAAAUUCUUACGGGGCAAAUUGCCAAAGCGACGAAAAUAUUUGAAGACUUUGUCGCCGCCAACAACCCACUAAACCGAAGGAAGCGUCGAGACGUCAAGGCUAAUGGGGAUGCUGCUUUGAAUGAGGAGUCCGAAACUUUAGUCGAAUCCAAUGAUAAGAUUGAGCCAGAAAAGGGCAAACUUAGCCCAUCAGCGCAGGAUAAAAUUGAUGAAAGAUACAGAAAAGCAAUCAAUGAGUGUAAGACGGCCACUUGCAAAUCUGCUGCUGAAAGGGAAAAAGUGAGAGCGCUAAAUAAGUCUAAGGGAAAGUAGAAAAAAUACUAAAAAUAAUUAAAACCAGUUCCGAUGUUUUAUGAAAUAAAAUAAAAUAUGGAUUUAUUUGUCAAUAAUUUUAGUCAGAUUAUUUUGUGUUUGAUUUGGUAUGCGACGAGAUUGAUGGCUGAACAAAAUAUAUCAACAUUUCAGAACUGAA
Messenger RNA from Folsomia candida, 858 nucleotides. RefSeq lists its product as uncharacterized. NCBI's taxonomy places the organism in Eukaryota, Metazoa, Arthropoda, Collembola, Entomobryomorpha, Isotomidae. The record is from RefSeq and is a predicted model, not a curated record. The transcript is spliced from 2 exons. The coding region runs from base 126 to 698 and encodes 190 amino acids.